AUGGCACCUAGAAGGGGCAGUAAGCCCGCCCUUGAUGGCUGCAGGGUUGCACUGAGUGGGACAUUCCAAGGAACGACACAUGCAACGAUCAAGACGAGGGCCGAAGCUCUUGGUGCAACCGUCGGCAGCCGUGUCGCCGACGACACUACACACUUGAUCGCUACCGAAGCAGAUUACGACAAACCGUCGCCCAAAGUCUCGCAGGCGCAAUCGUUAGACAUUCACAUCGUCACUCUCGAUUGGCUCCAGACAUGCGAGACACAAAACGCCAAAGCUACCGAAAAGUAUUUUGUCCCGCAUUGGUCGAGUUCGCAACAAGUCACAGGUUCAUCCCAGUCCCAAACGACACCCCCCCAAACCAACAACACCACUACUGCACGAAGCACACGAUCGCGGAAGCGUGCUCCAUCUCCUGCUGCCAACGAUGCGUCCGGUAGCGAUGCCCCGCCGAAAUCCAAGAAGACGAGGGGACGUAAGACCACCAUGAGUAAAACCGACCCGGCUGAUGAUGAUAGCGACGCGCCCGAUGCGAUCAACGGUGCCACCCAACCGGCCGACGAGAAACAAUCGAAACAAGCAAAAGUGGAGAAAGCUGUAGGGGAAGGACAAGUUGCAAAGAGCAAGGACCUGCACAUACCCCUUGAUGAAGGGUGCCCCUUUUUCACAUCAAAGGUGUACAUCAGCCCGGAAGGGGUUAUCUACGAUGCCUCGCUCAAUCAAACAAAUGCUUCACACAACAACAACAAAUUUUAUCGGAUUCAGCAGUUACUACAAAGUUCUGGUGUCUUUCACACUUGGACAAGAUGGGGUCGUGUCGGGGAGCGCGGCCAAACCGCAUACACGUCCUCGAGCAGCUUGGAUGGUGCAAUGCGGCAAUUUGAGAAAAAAUUCAAGGACAAGUCCAGUCUCGCUUGGAAAGAUCGUGGGAAUCCCCCCAAGCCCGGAAAAUACGCGUUUGUAGAGAAGAACUACGACGAGGACUCGGAUGACGAUGAAGGGGAGGGCGGCGACAACGAAGCCGAACAGAAAAAGGCGUCCACUUGGGAACCGCCCAAAUCUGCGCUUGAGCCAGCCGUACAAACCCUCAUGGAGCUCAUCUUCAACCAACAAUACUUCAACGCUACCAUGUCCUCACUGAAUUAUGACGCUAACAAAUUACCGCUCGGCAAACUCAGCAAGGCGACCAUCACCCGAGGCUUCCAAACGCUUAAAGACCUGUCCGCUCUCAUCGACGAGCCCGGGUUGGCUACCUCCGAGUAUGGCACUUCGUUCCACAACGCUGUGGAGAACCUCUCAAACACUUUUUACUCGGUGAUUCCGCACGCUUUUGGGCGUAACCGGCCUCCCGUCAUCAACACGCACGCCAUGCUCAAGACAGAAAUAGAACUUCUGGAAAGCCUGAGCGAUAUGAAGGAUGCGGCGCUCCUCAUGAAGGUGGACAAGUCUGCUGAGGAUGAAGUCCACCCGCUCGACAGACAUUAUCAGGCGUUGAAGAUGCAGGAAAUGACCCCACUGGACCCAACGAGUAACGAAUACACACAGCUGCAAAACUACCUGGUGGAGAGCCGUGGUUCGACUCACGGACACCAGUACGCGGUUGAGUCUAUUUUCCGCAUCGAACGACAGGGCGAGACCGAGCGAUUCGACGGUAGCUUUGGAAAAAUGAACCAGAACAGGAGACUCUUGUGGCACGGCUCGCGCUGUACGAAUUUCGGUGGCAUUUUGAGCCAGGGCUUGAGAAUUGCACCCCCUGAAGCGCCCGUAUCAGGAUACAUGUUCGGAAAGGGUAUCUACCUAGCGGACAUGGCCUCCAAAUCGGCCAACUACUGUUGCUCGUACAUCUCGGGCGGAACUGCGCUGUUACUGUUGUGUGAAGCAGAGCUCGGCGACCCGAUGCAGGAGCUUGUAAACGCUUCAUACACAGCGGGAGAAGACGCCAAGGGGAAGGGCAUGAUUUCGACUUGGGGUCAAGGUUCCACCGGCCCAAGCCAGUGGAAGGACGCCUCCUGUGUUCACCCUUCUCUCGCGGGCGUGAAGAUGCCCGACACCUCUGUGGUCCCUGGCCCGACAAAUGUGCCGAACGCUGGGCUUUACUACAAUGAGUAUAUUUGCUACGAUGUUUCGCAGGUCCGCUUGCGCUAUCUGCUGCGUGUUCGCAUCAUCAGCGCCAGAGGCAGCACCGGGAACCACCGCCUAUUCAUGAGUACCUCACCCCGACCCCAGAAGCGGACAAACACCUGCGUCACGUGUCGUGCACGCAAGGUCCGAUGCGACGGCCGCCGGGGAAUCUGCACCAACUGUGAGCGCCUCAGCUUCAGCUGCUCCUAUGACGAGAACGUGGGCGUUGAAGUCGUACCCGGGGAAGGUAGCGUGGGCAAUGCCAUCUCAGUCCCUCGACGGCGCGUGCGCCAGGCUUGCCAGAACUGCCACGCCCGGAAGGCCCGUUGCAGCGGGUCGAUGCCGAGCUGUGACCGAUGCCGGGCCCAGCGCUUGGAGUGUGUCUACCGCCCCGGCAAACGGGCACUGCCUCUCCCCCUUCCAACCCCCACGGCCGCUCCCUCGCCCGGGUCGUCCGCCAUGGACCUUGACUCGCACGCAAGUGGAGGGCAGAGCGCACCCCAUCCGGACGACGGCACGUCCAGCAGCAACGCCAGCCCUGCCACCACCUCCCUGGAUCCUACCGAACCCGAUGAGGCGCUCGCCCUCAAGGCCUUUGACCACUUCUUCCGUCACGUCUACCACGUCGCCAUGUUUUCCUUCUUGCACCGCCCAUCCCUCAUGGAGCUCUACCAUGCCGGGUCCCUGGACCGUGCCCUCGUGCUCGCCGUGGUCGGGGUCACUUCGCUGCUAACAGACCUUGGCCCGGGGAUGGUAGACUAUGGCAAUCGGUGCAUUGAUGAGGCCAUGUCCCUCUGCUUAGCCGGCCUCGAGAAGCCAACCAUCUCCCGCCUGCAGGCGCUUGUCCUCGUCAUCAAGCACCGCAUUCUCUCCAAGCGCUUUUCCGGCGCCUUUAUGCUGCAUGCCAUCGCAAGCCGCUUUGCCACAGCCAUGCGGUUGUACCAGGAGAAUACUGAUCUCUGCUUUCUUGCGCGGGAAGCCCGUCGUCGUCUCAUGUGGACCAUCUUCAUGAUCGACGCAUCCAUCUCGAUAGGGCAAGCUGAUGUUGCGCUGUGGUUUGACGCGGAACACCAAAUCCAUCUGCAACUGCCCUGUAAUGAGCGAAAUUUCGAUUUUGACCUUCCAGACCCAACAGAAGGGCUGCGGGGCCCGGGCCCAGAUCCCACCACGGGCAUCAUCCCUCCUAUACCGGAUGUGUUGGGACUCAUGGCCCUGCAUAUACGGCUCUACUGGAUGCGCACACGUAUCCUGCAAUGCGCCUCCAAGAUGACCGCUUCGCCGUCGAGUGAGACGGUCGCUGCGCUACCAGCACAACUGGCCGAGUUCGCCACAGAGCUCGAAGUCUUCGAGGCGAGAUUGCCGGCCUCGUUCCGGGAAAAUGAGGCCAACUUCCGUCUACGCAGUUAUUCCACCCGGCUCAACAUCUUCAUUACCACGCACCUGCUCUGGAGACAGUGUCAUCUCGACUUGUAUCGCCUAUUCCUCCCCGGGCUCAAGGAUGCGCUUUCGCCAACGGCAUUGCAGCAACUAGACCCUCACUUUGUUCUGCACAAGCGCCGCAGCUGCUAUGAGCAUGCUCGCGGCAUGGCCGACAUGUUCUCGCAGUUGCUGAGCUUGAGCAGCACCUGCGCCAGCCCACCAGUAGCCGAUCUCGAUCUGCCAGGCUGCGCAUUCCAAUGCUCCAAGGUACUGUAUCACGGCCUCCAGACCGACAACGCCUAUCUAGGCUUUACCGAGGAGCGCGUACGGGAGCUGGCGAACCUUUGUUUCCGUGCUGCUCGACAGUCGACCCCUGGCCCCGCAUCUACUAGUAUUCAAGCGGAUAUUGAGCGGCUCAUUACCAACGGCCUAUCGUUGCCCGAGGUACCGCUCAACUCCCAGCCGGGUCGUGCUCGUAACCUUGGGCCCGGAACAGGAACACCAUACCUCGCUGCACAAGGUGCGACACUAAGGACGGAACACCCUGGACUCCAACAACUCCUAGGGCCGACCCCCUCGGGUGCGACUCCCGUAGAUCAAGUCAGCGUGGGAUCUAUGCAGAUGCCGCCACCAUCUUCUCUCGGCCCAAUCGCGUCUGCCUUGAACAUCCCCAUGCCAGAGGCAGCGGGGCCGGGUCAGGGAGCGGCCAAUGCAGGUGUUGCACCGUCCCAAGCGAGCGCCAUCACAACCGGGAGCAAUGCCUUUGAAGAGCUGCCCGACGCGCUUAACUUUGGGCCCGAAUUUUUUGGAAUGGAGUCGUGGUCGGCCUUGUCGCACGGCUGGGCUGAUAUCGGGCACUUUACCGGUACUGGCAUGUCAUGA
This is a messenger RNA of Dichotomopilus funicola, 4419 nucleotides long. Its product is annotated as poly polymerase catalytic domain-containing protein. The transcript is spliced from 6 exons. Lineage: Eukaryota; Fungi; Ascomycota; Sordariomycetes; Sordariales; Chaetomiaceae. Gene Ontology annotation, molecular function: NAD+ poly-ADP-ribosyltransferase activity; DNA-binding transcription factor activity, RNA polymerase II-specific; zinc ion binding. Gene Ontology annotation, cellular component: nucleolus. Gene Ontology annotation, biological process: DNA-templated transcription; protein poly-ADP-ribosylation; regulation of DNA-templated transcription. The coding region runs from base 1 to 4419 and encodes 1472 amino acids. The record is from RefSeq and is a predicted model, not a curated record.